AGUUGGCUGCGAAGAAUCCGCACGCAUCGCCAUUGGGCGGUUCGCUACCGCGGCGCGGCGGUUCCGUUACCGGAGGCAUGGCGGAUGCGUCUUUGACCUCGGCGGAGGCCAUCAUGGCCGAUGCCAAGGCCAUGUUUCCAGAUGCGACUUCUGCGUCGGAAGCUCUCGUUGGCUAUGAGGCCCCACGGCCCACGCAGAUGGUGAGCUUUCAACAGCAGCAGCUCUACAAGAGUAAGGCUUCCGAAGCUUUAGCCUUGGCCAAGGAAUCCUUAGUGUCUUUCCGCCGGGCGGGGGACAAGAAGAAGGUCGCCGCCUUGAAAGUGGUGGUGGAUGCUAACAUGGCAAUGGAAAGGAGUUUCGAUGCCAUGAUGGCUGCCAGUGAUGAGCUGGCCAUGAUCAAAAGAACUGGAGACAAGCAGGCAGAGGUGGAGGUGGCCGAGAUGUUGGCAGAGGUCCAGCUGUCGCGCGGCGACGCCGGCAGCGCCUCGCAGACGCUGAACGAUGCGCUGCAGCUCUACCGGGACCUGAAGCAGAAGGCUGGCGAAGCUAAGAUGCUCCUGUUGUUGGCUGGUCUCAAGCAGCGCGGCGGACGCAACAAGGAAGCUUUGAGUCUGGCUCAGCAGGCCCUGGGUCUUUUCAAGGAGCUGGCCGACUCCUCAAAGAGCGAGGAUUGCCAGCGGAUCAUCAACAGGGCGUACGCGGAUAGUGGCGAGAUGGAGAAAGCGCCCAAUCGCAACGACGCCCUGAAGGCUCUCGAGGACUUGUCUUCAGCAGUGGAAAACCAGGAUAAGAAUCUCUGGAAGACGGCCAUAGCCCAGCUGAACAAGAGCUCUGCCUACACCCAGCAUGACGUGCAGCAAAUUUUUGGCGCGGCGUUGAAGAAGGACCGCCGCGCUGCAGCUGGAUUUCUGCAGCAAAUGGGUGUGCGCUCAAAAGGUAGCGCCCCCGAGCUUCUCAUCCGUGAGGUGACGAAGGUCUUCACCUAUGUGGGCUUCCGCGUGGGCGGCUUGGGCUACGGCCCGCGAUUCAGGUGUCUGCAGCCGACCCACGGGCUCAUGGUGGAGGGCGACCCUUCAAGCAUGCACGCAUUGGGAUGCAUGAGGAUCGCAGAGGAGGCAGAUGAUUGGGAGAAGGAAUUGCAGUACCAUCCUGGCAUUUUGGAUGGAUGCUUGCAAUCGCAGAGUGCACUUGGCUGAAGCUGAGCCAAAAUGCACAGGAGCUCUGAGCUGCGGUUGAGAACUGGCUAUGGAUGCAUUGGAAAAGUCCAAGUUUCUUGGGCCUCACCUUAGAUCCCCAGUAUCGAAGAAUGACAAGU
Cladocopium goreaui is the source of this 1315-nucleotide messenger RNA. The record is from the annotation of a GenBank genome assembly. Lineage: Eukaryota; Dinophyceae; Suessiales; Symbiodiniaceae.